AUGCGUCGUUAUUUGAAAAAUUUGAACAACGAUUUUAGGGCCGAGAAGCCCGCUGCCAAGCAGCCUAGCAAAUUCUGUGCGAGCAAAGAUGUGCAAGGAGCUCCGAGCGCCGUCAAGCUUGGUGGCACAAGGAAAAAGUUUUCUUCUUUGCGGGCCACCACGCCCAAGGACGCCCCCUCUCCUGCUCCCUCGGCCGAUCCCGCGCCGGUCGUCGCCAGCGAGGCGGAAGACCAUGAAAACCGCCCCGUUGUGCGCGCCGCCUCCCCUGUCAAAGACGCAGCCAAGGAAUCGGUGACGGAGCCCGCCGCGUCGAUCAGACAGUCGCCGGACUUUCUGGACGACACGCCCAUGGACUUCGCCGUCGUGCCGGUGUUUGAGCCCGGGGUCAAUGGUCUCCGUCUGGAGGACCGCAAGGUCGCCAGCGCGCCGCCUGCCCGGAACAACGCUUUUGCAAAGACCACUCCUAUUGAUAAAGAUCUGGAAGCUUGGCGUUCGGCCUUUGUCCCACCCCAACAAGUACAAAGUCUUCGCGGUGGGUCGGGGGGCAAGUCGCAGACUGGAGCGGCUAUCAGCCGCCCUUCUCCCGGCCCUCCCAGCUUUCAGGAUGCCCGAAUCAAGCAGAUUCGAGAAAAAAUGCUACGAUUCGUAGACAAGCGGGCCGAAGAGAUAGCGAAGAUCUCCGCUGAAGAUUUGGCGCGUCGCCAUGCGGAGGUUGCGGCCGAAAAGGCCGCUAAGCUGGUCAGCGCCGCGGUUCCCGUCGCCCCCGUUGUCUCAGCCAUCCUGGUUCCGACCUCGCGACCCGUUGCGCCGUCUACUGCGGUUCCUAAGCCAAGCCCAAUAGCAGCACCACCUUGCCAAGCCCCGCCGGCACCGCGGGCAAUUUUAAAAUCAGCCCAGCAGAGCUCGUCGGUCGUGCCGACUCGAGCGGGAUCAUCGAAGGCCUGCCCAGCUGUUCCGGCCGCACGACGUUCCGGAAACCCGCCCGACCGCGCCACGGGAGUCCAAGUCUCGUAUUCGAUCACCUCGAAGGAGAUGCCGCAGCCCAUCAUCACGGCAAAUCCCAUCCUUUUAACGGAGAUAGCACCGGUGGUCCCCUCUGUGCAGGAGACCGGAAUGGUUGCUCUGGAGAGCAUCGGUAGGUUGGCCGCCGACGUCGAGCGUGCCCAACAGACAAAGAGGAAGGUUGAAGAGGCCCUCGCCUUACUCCUGAAGGCACAGGCCGAACACGACCAUGCGCAGGCAUUGGUCGUCGAGUCCCAGCAACAAGUCGCCACGUCACUCGCAUCCGUUCGGAAAGCGAAGGACGAACAACAAGAUCUUCAAAACCGCAAGCAAGCCGCGGAGAAGAAGGCACGCCACAACUGGGUCCUGCCGGGGGACAGACCAGUCGUGCCCAACUCCGUAGAUCCCUACACAAGAUACAUGUACCCGGGCUGGUACGGACCCAGCGGGUACCAAGGACACCCCUCCAAUUUCAAGCCCAAUUACCGACCUCGGGGGACCAACGGGCGUACCGGUGGGUACCGUUCAGCGACCCCACGGGUGGCACCGGCUGCCCCUUAA
This is a messenger RNA of Fimicolochytrium jonesii, 1563 nucleotides long. RefSeq lists its product as uncharacterized. The transcript has 2 exons. The coding region runs from base 1 to 1563 and encodes 520 amino acids. NCBI's taxonomy places the organism in Eukaryota, Fungi, Chytridiomycota, Chytridiomycetes, Spizellomycetales, Powellomycetaceae. The record is from RefSeq and is a predicted model, not a curated record.